GCAGCCCCGCCCGGCCGCGGCUCCGGCGGGCGCAGAGCGCCGCGAGCAGCCAUGAUGGAAGGCUCGGACGACGGCCCAGAUUUCCUCUCGGAGGAGGACCGAGGUCUUAGAGCAAUAAAUGUAGAUCUCCAGACUGAUGCUGCUCUGCAAGUGGAUAUCUCAGAUGCACUGAGUGAGAGGGAUAAAGUGAAAUUCACAGUCCAUACAAAGAGUUCCUUACCAAAUUUCAAACAAAAUGAAUUUUCUGUUGUCCGGCAACACGAAGAGUUUAUUUGGCUUCAUGACUCUUUUGUUGAGAACGAGGACUAUGCUGGCUAUAUUAUUCCACCAGCACCACCCAGGCCUGACUUUGAUGCCUCCAGGGAGAAACUGCAGAAACUUGGAGAAGGGGAAGGAUCAAUGACUAAAGAAGAAUUCACCAAGAUGAAACAAGAACUGGAAGCUGAAUAUUUGGCAAUAUUCAAGAAGACAGUUGCAAUGCAUGAAGUGUUUUUGUGUCGCGUGGCAGCACAUCCUAUUUUGAGAAAGGACUUAAAUUUCCAUGUAUUCUUGGAAUAUAACCAAGAUUUGAGUGUUCGUGGGAAAAAUAAGAAAGAGAAACUUGAAGACUUCUUCAAAAAUAUGGUUAAAUCAGCAGAUGGUGUCAUUGUUUCAGGAGUAAAGGAUGUGGAUGACUUCUUUGAACAUGAGAGAACAUUCCUUGUAGAGUAUCACAACCGAGUCAAAGAUGCCUCUGCCAAAUCUGAUAAAAUGACAAGAUCACAUAAAAAUGUGGCGGAUGACUAUAAUAGAAUUGGUUCUUCAUUAUAUGCAUUAGGAACACAGGACUCCACAGAUAUAUGCAAGUUUUUUCUGAAGGUGUCAGAGUUAUUUGACAAAACAAGGAAAAUAGAGGCUCGAGUAUCUGCUGAUGAAGAUCUUAAGCUUUCUGAUCUUCUGAAAUAUUACCUUAGGGAAUCUCAAGCUGCUAAGGAUCUCCUAUAUAGAAGAUCUAGGUCACUAGUGGAUUAUGAAAAUGCUAAUAAGGCAUUGGAUAAAGCAAGAGCAAAAAAUAAAGAUGUGCUGCAAGCUGAAACUACUCAGCAAAUAUGCUGUCAGAAAUUUGAGAAAAUUUCUGAAUCAGCAAAACAAGAACUGAUAGACUUUAAGACAAGAAGAGUUGCAGCAUUCAGAAAAAAUCUGGUGGAACUAGCGGAACUGGAAUUAAAGCAUGCUAAGGGUAACUUACAGCUUCUGCAGAGCUGCCUGGCAGUGUUAAAUGGUGACACAUAAGCUACGUUCCGUCCUCCCACUAACAAGGGCUGCCCUCCUCUGGAUUUUGUUUUCAUGACUUUAAAUAGGCAUUUACAAUUCCCUGGAGAAAACAUUUGACAAAGUGCACAUAAGCAAGCUUCUUCUUUCAAAAGAAUUAAACAUGUGAAAGUAGCUCCAGACUAUAUGAACAGCAUACUUGUUAUACAUACAUAUUCAUGUUUAUUUAAUCAUUAUACGCUUUCAUUGUUCAGAAACCAAAUGCUCGGGUUUUGUGAAAAUAGCCAAUAUAAUAAUGUUCAUGUUAUGAAUACUAUGAUACAGCUGCAAUCUUAUUUACCUUUGUAAGUAAUUUCUGAAGAUCACCAUUUGAAGCACAUUGUUCAGAUGGCCUAAAUAUUACCAUUAGAUAUUUGAAUAUUGUUACUAUAAUGGCAUUGUAUACACUGUCUUAGUUUUUUUUCCAUGUACUUAUAUCAAGAAACUUAUCUUUUUUUCAAUUGUGAACAUUUCUUAGAAAUUUUGGAGAACUUUGUGUAACCUUUAUAACUAUGAUUUAAAAAGAAAAGCAGAUGCAUUAGUAUGUUUGCCUUAACUUGUAGACUAAUCCAAUUAUUGUAAAAUAAACCAUGAAAUCGGUGAUUUUUCUAAAAUGACGCAGACACUGAAUCAUCUAUAAGCUUAGUAUUUUCUAGUAAAUUAGAUUAAUUUGUUUUUUUCUCUAUUCAUUGUGUAAAAACCAUUGAUUAAGUAUUGGAUUGGUCUGACACUACUCACCCAGUACUUUUCACUUGCAUUCUCAGGUUUUAUCUGUUUGUCUGUGACUUUCCUAUCCAGUGUACUUAAAUUGUUUUGAGCUUGGCGGCUGACUCUGCAAUUUCUUUGGCAGAAAUACAUUUGAGAGAACUUCCUGGGUUUCUUCUGAGAAAGGGGAAAUAAAGUAACAGAAGAGAGUUUAGAAGGUGCAUAAAAUAUCAGUGAAAAGUAAUACUGCCCCAUUGUCAUAUAGAUAAAAUGUUUUGCUUCAAGAAAAAAGGUAUCCCCUAAAGAGGAGUGUGUUAAGAGGAUCUCAUUCUGCUCAUUGGACUUAAAGAGUUAGAGCUAUGAAUCCAGUAUUGUUAGUUGUAUUGAUUGGCCUCCCUUCCUUGAACUAUGACUCUUUUGAAAAAGAGGUGCUGCUAUGUUGUGUAAUUUAAAGAUGUCAUAAAAUGAGGCUUUACUUGAUGAACUGCUCUUCACAGUGGGAUUGCUGAUUUAUAAGCAAUAUAUGCUGUUUGCAGGC
Molecule: messenger RNA, 2533 nt
Organism: Serinus canaria (Common canary)
Lineage: Eukaryota; Metazoa; Chordata; Aves; Passeriformes; Fringillidae
Gene: SNX6
Product: sorting nexin 6
Exons: 14
Coding region: 52-1272 (406 amino acids)
Biological process (GO): intracellular protein transport
Cellular component (GO): endosome
Molecular function (GO): phosphatidylinositol binding
Source: RefSeq, a predicted model, not a curated record